This is a messenger RNA of Brassica napus (rape), 637 nucleotides long. RefSeq lists its product as uncharacterized. The coding region runs from base 11 to 526 and encodes 171 amino acids. The transcript has 2 exons. The record is from RefSeq and is a predicted model, not a curated record. Lineage: Eukaryota; Viridiplantae; Streptophyta; Magnoliopsida; Brassicales; Brassicaceae.
GAGACAAAACAUGUGUGAUGAUGAGAAGUGGGUCAGAAGUCGUGAUCGCCUCUUCACCAAAGCCAAGAGAAGCAACUGUGAUGUGCCUGAUCAGAAUGAGCUUCAGACUUAUGCCAGCUUGGAAAAGAUGUUGCAUAAGGCGAUUCAUGUUGUCCGGCAACUGAAAAAGAAGGGAAACAGCAACACUUCUUCUGCACCAAAACAACAAAAUUUGAGGACAAAUCUUUUUGAAGAGGAAGGGAAUGAUGUGCCGCAGACCACGGAUCAUUACAUGGAAUCAGCUCAGCAUGGAGUUCAGGACGUUCUGAACAUUUCAACCGAGGUUCAUGUUUUUCACCGUGCCAUACUUGACUUGGGUCGAGCCAGACUUAGCUUGGGUGGUGAAAAAACCAAAGACGGACAUGCAUUCUCAUCCGGCGGACCAUCCGGACAGUCCCGCAAGCGUCCUUAUCUUUACCCCGUGCAUCCAUCUGGUUCGGAUGAAUCUAGACAUCUUGACUGGUCUUCUCCGUUUUCCGUACCUUGACCAGAUCUAGUCUUCUCUAUUUUCCGUGCCUUGACUAGAUCUAGUCAAAUUUAUAUUUCCUAUGCAUUGUUUUCCCACAUUUUCUUUUAUUGUCUUUGACUACAAAACACU